AUGUCUGAUACUGCUUCCAAUACUGAUGUGGAAAUGGAGGAGAAGCCGGGAGUUGAGAAGGCGACGGAGAAAGAUGUUGUGAACGCCGAGAACGCCAACAAGUCGAAGGGGAGUGUGUCCGAGCCUGCUGCUGCUGGUGCCAAUGCUACUGUCAAUGUCAAUGAUGAUGAUGAAUUACCAAACAAUGGAACCUCUAUUACGACGACAAUCCAGUACGGAGCGGUCACGAUGUCCGACACCCCGCCUGCUCAACCUGAUGCCAGUCCUUCAGCUGCAGGAUCCAAGCCUGCUCCAAAGGUUGCCAAACCUGCGCCUACCAUGCCCAAGAAUGUGCCAACUGCGUCUACACCUGUUUCAACUGUAUCCAAGGGAGCAGCCAACCGAUAG
Messenger RNA from Acytostelium subglobosum LB1, 387 nucleotides. RefSeq lists its product as hypothetical. The record is from RefSeq and is a predicted model, not a curated record. The coding region runs from base 1 to 387 and encodes 128 amino acids. NCBI's taxonomy places the organism in Eukaryota, Evosea, Eumycetozoa, Acytosteliales, Acytosteliaceae. The transcript has a single exon.